This is a messenger RNA of Passer domesticus (house sparrow), 2237 nucleotides long. Its product is annotated as pancreatic alpha-amylase-like. Bases 584 to 2125 code for a protein of 513 amino acids. Lineage: Eukaryota; Metazoa; Chordata; Aves; Passeriformes; Passeridae. The transcript has 14 exons. Gene Ontology annotation, biological process: carbohydrate metabolic process. Gene Ontology annotation, molecular function: alpha-amylase activity; cation binding. The record is from RefSeq and is a predicted model, not a curated record.
AGCACACACACAGAUGCACAAGACAGCAACAUCUGCAAGGCAAGCCGUCUUUGAAAUGGCAAAAUUGAACUUGUAAUUUAUUUCUCCAGGUAUCUCAAAAUGCUGACACCACCACCCACAGAGGAGAUGAGUGACAGGCAACUGGCUGUUGAGUCUCCUUGUAAUGUCUAGCUAAUUGAAGUGCCAGAGAUAACACAGAGAUGAGGACUGACUUCAGGUGAGGCCUAAGCAGACCCCUACCUCCAGCUAAACACCUGUGUCCAUUCCAGAUUCCUGGAAAGCCAUGCUCACUGCAGCUGCAGAUGUACAUCCCAUUCAGUAGUCAACUCAAGAAAAGUAGGAUGAACCCUCCAGUCAUCUCUACAGUCCUUCCUGGUAGACUGGAAAGAUCAGUAAAUGACAUCUCAAGAUUAAAUCCUGUCAGGAAUGGAGCAGUGCUGUGGUCCUUGCUGUUGUUCAACCCAAACUGACCAUGAAGAGAACUACAGAAACAAGAAUUUCCUUGCUCCCACUUCUGAUGCCGGCAGUAACAGGGGCACAUAAAUAGCCGGUGAAGAGACCACAGCCUUACACUGAAGGCACCAUGCGAAUCCUUCUCCUCCUCCUGGCAGCUGCAGGGCUUUGUUGGGGGCAGUACAACCCCAACACUGUCCCAAAGAGAACCUCCAUUGUGCAUCUCUUUGAAUGGCGCUGGCAGGAUAUUGCUGAGGAGUGUGAACGCUACUUAGCUCCUAAUGGAUUUGGAGGAGUUCAGGUUUCACCUCCCAAUGAAAAUCUUGUCAUUACUAACCCGAACAGACCCUGGUGGGAAAGAUACCAGCCCAUUAGCUACAAGAUCUGCUCUCGAUCAGGAAAUGAGGAGCAAUUCAAAGACAUGGUGAAGAGAUGCAACAAUGUUGGAGUUCGUAUCUAUGUGGAUGCUGUCGUCAACCAUAUGUGUGGGGCUGCAGGUGGCUCAGGGACACAUUCUACCUGUGGAAGCUAUUUUAAUGCUGGAAACAGAGAUUUUCCAGCUGUCCCAUACUCUGGCUGGGAUUUCAAUGAUGGCAAAUGUCACACUGGAAGUGGAGAAAUUGAAAGCUAUAAUGAUAUCUAUCAGGUCCGGGACUGCCGCUUGAGCAGCCUUCUGGAUCUGGCCCUGGAGAAGGACUAUGUGCGCUCCAAGGUUGCAGAAUACAUGAACCAUCUCAUUGACAUUGGUGUAGCAGGAUUCCGAAUUGAUGCUGCCAAGCACAUGUGGCCUGGGGACAUAAAAGCAUUUCUGGACAAGCUGCAUGAUCUGAACACUCAAUGGUUUUCUGCAGGAACUAGACCUUUCAUUUACCAGGAGGUAAUUGAUUUGGGUGGAGAGCCCAUCAAAGGCAGCGAGUACUUUGGAAAUGGCCGAGUGACAGAAUUCAAAUACGGUGCCAAACUGGGAACAGUGCUCCGCAAGUGGGACGGAGAAAAGAUGGCCUACUUAAAGAACUGGGGAGAAGGCUGGGGCUUUGUGCCUUCCGACAGAGCCCUGGUCUUUGUGGAUAAUCACGACAAUCAGAGAGGACACGGGGCUGGUGGAGCUUCUAUUCUAACCUUCUGGGAUGCCAGGCUCUAUAAAAUGGCUGUUGGCUUCAUGCUUGCCCAUCCUUAUGGGCUCACACGUGUGAUGUCAAGUUUUCGCUGGCCAAGAUAUUUUGAAAAUGGAAAGGACGUCAAUGACUGGUACGGACCCCCAAGUAACGCAGAUGGCUCCACAAAGGCCGUCACCAUCAACGCGGACACGACCUGUGGCAACGACUGGGUUUGUGAACAUCGCUGGCGUCAAAUCAGGAACAUGGUUAUCUUCCGUAACGUGGUGGAUGGUGAGCCUUUCUCCAACUGGUGGGACAAUGGCAGCAAUCAAGUGGCUUUUGGCCGUGGUAACAAAGGCUUCAUCAUCUUCAAUAAUGAUGACUGGAAUAUGAAUGUCUAUGUGCAAACUGGACUGCCUGCUGGCACCUACUGUGAUGUUAUUUCUGGACAAAAGGAGGACAACAGAUGUACUGGAAAGCAGGUGUAUGUUUCUGGUGAUGGAAAGGCUAAUUUCCAGAUUAAUACCGAUGCUGAAGAUCCAUUCAUUGCAAUUCAUGUUGAUGCCAAGUUAUAAUUCGGGAGAAAUAGCCACCUCUGUUUGGUCUCUGUAUUACUGUUUCCCCCAUAUGUCAUUCCCUGCUUUUUGAGCAUGAGUGGCUCUCUACUGAAUAAUAAAUGGCAUUCAA